Vigna radiata var. radiata (mung bean) is the source of this 1127-nucleotide messenger RNA. RefSeq names its product glutathione S-transferase U19. Gene Ontology annotation, biological process: glutathione metabolic process. NCBI's taxonomy places the organism in Eukaryota, Viridiplantae, Streptophyta, Magnoliopsida, Fabales, Fabaceae. The transcript has 3 exons. Gene Ontology annotation, molecular function: glutathione transferase activity. The coding region runs from base 181 to 846 and encodes 221 amino acids. Gene Ontology annotation, cellular component: cytoplasm. The record is from RefSeq and is a predicted model, not a curated record.
GCCAUUAGUACUAACGUCCAUUCCCACAACACGCCAAAUUCCAGUGUCCUCUUUAUACUAAAGGCUGUUGAAACCAAAACACAAAUUUACACUUACAAGAUUGUAGAAACAUUGUGAGUCGUCCCAGAACGGAUAACUUAAAAAUAAAGCAAAGAAAUCAUAGUUGUAGUAGAAGAUAAGAUGUCGAAGGGUGACAAGGUUGAGGUUUUGGACUUUUGGGCUAGCCCAUUUUGUGGUAGAGUGAAAAUUGCUUUGGAAGAGAAAGGGGUGAAGCAUGUAGCCAGUGAAGAGGAUGUGUUUGGAGCAAAGAGUGAACUUCUCCUGAAGUCAAAUCCCAUUCAUCAAAGAGUUCCUGUGCUUUUGCACAAUGGCAAACCCCUUCCUGAGUCUGCUAUCAUAGUUAGCUACAUUGAUGAAGUCUGGCCUUCCAAAUCCCUGCUUCCAUCUGAUGCUUAUGAUCGUGCCCAAGCCAGAUUCUGGGUUGAUUACAUCGAUAAAAAGGUGUUUGAAACUGGGAGGAGCAUCUGGGCAAGCAAUGGAGAAGAGAGAAAAGUGGGGACUAGGGACUUCAUUGAAGUUUUGAAGCAUCUUGAGGAAGCUCUUGGGGAGAAGGAGUAUUUUGGUGGUGAUUCCUUUGGGUAUUUGGACAUCAUAGCCAUUCCUCAUUCAGCUUGGUUUUUGGCCUAUGAGGAGCUUGGGGGCUUCAAAGUUGCAGACCAUUCACCAAAGAUCUCAGCUUGGGUUAAGAGGUGUUUGCAAAGGGAAUCUGUUGCCAAAGUUCUGCCAGACCCACACAAGAUCUACCAGUUUGUUCUUCACUUCAGGAAGAUGUCAGGGCUUGAUUGAUGAAACAUGAAUGCUUGUUAUGACAGUCAAUGGUUCUGGCUUGUUCCUGGUUUUUCUCAUUGUAUUGGAAUUUUCUGUUUUAGUCUUUAGCCAACUCUCAUAUAUGAUGAUGGCUUUAAUUAAAAUAAGGGAAAUAAGGAAUAAUAAUUAAUAACAUCUGGGUAUGUAUGCUUUUCAACUGCAUUGGUAAUGCUAACAGAUGAACUAUUUUCCAUAACUGUUAGGUAAUAUGUUGCUCCUUAAACCCUUUCUCAUAUAAAUAAAAACAUUGAAGAUUUUUU